Podarcis lilfordi (Lilford's wall lizard) is the source of this 20194-nucleotide messenger RNA. The record is from the annotation of a GenBank genome assembly. NCBI's taxonomy places the organism in Eukaryota, Metazoa, Chordata, Lepidosauria, Squamata, Lacertidae.
AUGUCAGAAUUCUGGUUAAUUUCGGCACCUGGAGAUAAGGCAAACCUAAUAGCCUGGGACAGGAUGAACACAGUGACUGCCAAAGCCAACCUGUCCUGCAACAGCAAGUUCAUCAUCCCUGACCUCAAGGUAAAGAUGGGAGAAUGGGGCGGGGGGGGACUCAGAACAACAACAUGAAGAAAGGGGCAGGGAUGGGGCAGAUGAUUUUUCUUUCGUGACAUGGCUCUGUGCUGCAAUAUUAAAAAUGACUAUAAAGGGUCAAGCAAAGAUUAUAUACUUUGUUUUUGAGGUGUCUUGAGAUCAGGAAUGAAAGUGGGAAGCCAUUUUUGUAAAAGCUAAUCAAUGGAUUAAUUCUUCAUGGGGGGGAUUUUAAACUUUCCAUCAGAACUGUCAUCUCUGGGAAGGCUUGAAAGCCUUUUGGUAAAUAAUAAAGUUUAUGGGCAACUUUUGACUGGUCAAAGCCCUGAGAUGAGCAAUGUGCAGCCCUCAUAUAUGUUUGCAAAACUGACUUCCAUGAGGGUUUACUCCCAGGUAAGUGUUGCAGCACAAACACUUGCAUAACAGUAAAUGCCGCCAAACUCAGUUGAACUUACUUCCAGUAAGAUUGGUUUGCAAAAGGUCUGUUGCAAAAGGUUUCUAUACAUGUUGAGAUUAAGUCCCAUUUAGUUCAAUGGGAGGCUUCUUCUAAGUUAAGCUUGUUAGCUUUUGUUACAUUAAUAUAGCUGAAGCCAGUUUGAAUCUCCUGAAUGUUUGAGCUCAACUAUUUGCUCUUUUAGAAAGAGGAUUGCCUAAUUUGCAGAAGUAUUCCAAUAUCUAUUGGUGGUUAAAAUUGGCUAUGUUCCUGACAGAGAAGUCUGAUCUCACCAUUCAGUAUGAGCUAUGACCUUGCUGUCUAGAUGGUCUCAAAUUCAUGUGUGGAUUUUUCUGUCAAUUGGCAAGCUUCUUUCGUUUGACGAGCAUUCAUCGAUUUUCACUUUCCUUGCAGACGUAGACAUAUUAGAAGGCUAUAAUGUAAGCAUGCAACUAUGACAGAAAUGCUUGUUCAUAUCUUAAAAACAGCUGUUCUGUUUGUAACAGGCAUUUUUAAUAUAAAAAAGAAUAGAAAUCAUCAAUUUAAUUGAAAGAAUUGCUCCUCUACAAGUAAGGAUCAUUCAUCUCUAAGGAUGAGAAUUCAGGCUAUAAUGCUAUACAUACUCUCUCACCUUGAAGCAAGUCCCAUUGAAUUUAGUGGGACUUUCUUCUGAGUAGAUAUGUAUAAGACUUGGCAGUAAAGUCAGUGACAAAACUUGUACUGACUUUAGUGGCUCAGGGAGACAGUGUUUUACAUUAUGAGCAAGAAGGUUUUAAGGAACUUAAAAACUGGGAAGAAUUCCACUAUGGCUUUUGAUCAUGAGACAACAGCAUAGAAUCUUUUCCUGACUUAGAACAGCCUUUUAAAAACUUCUUUAAAAGUAGGUUUUGAACUAUUGCAACCGUUUUCCACUGGAGGAAAACGUUCCCUUGAAUUUCCCAUGAAUAUACUUAUUUGAUAGCAAGAAAUUCUCAUUUGCUAAAGAAAGGUCACUUUGAAAAAUUAAAUGUCUGGUAAAAUAUGCACUGUGGCUGACUAGCUUAAGCUUAAUGUGUUUGUACUCCCUUCUGCAGGUGGGGACCCUGGAUGCUCUCGUUGGCCUCUCAGAUGAGUUGGGGAAACUUGAUAGCUUUGCUGAAAGGUAAAAUAGAACUUAUUUACUACACACAAAGAGCAGAUGGGUGUUGUUUUUACAAGACACAGUGUUCCUGUGUCAACCUAACGCAGGCAUCUUUAGCCUUAGCCUUAGGAUUCAGCCAGGGUAAGUAGGUGUGGCUUUAUUUUCUUUAGAAAAGGAUUACCCCUAAAUAAGGCUUGGUCCUGCAUUUUCUCCUUCAUCCAGCAGUUAUACAGGAAACGUCAGGGAUUAGUGCAGGUGGUGGACUUCACAUUGGGAGUAGGUAGACAAAUCCCUGUGAAACCUGGUACUUUCCCUCCUAUAUUCUGUGUUCUUUGCAGUGGCAUGGAACUGGGACACUUCUGCACAGGCUGGCUCUGGGCAAGGAAACAGCAUUUUCCAGCCACCUGGGCAGGGAAACCCAGCCAGAUGGGCGGGGUAUAAAUAAUAAAGUUUAUAUUGCAUUUUGCAAUAUAAAUAGCCCAGUGGUUACAGCAAUAAUCCUCUUCUUCUUUCGCCUCCUAUUUUGUUUAAAGACGGUAUCCACUGGCAGGUCUUACCUCCCAGAAAACGUCCUCACAUUCAGACUCUACAUGUCUGUAGGGCUGCCACUUCUUGUCGGGCCCUGAGGGGCGGAAAUAUUUUGUCAACUCAGAACCGCAGUAGCAUGAACUGGUGUCUUCUACUUUGGCAAAAGCCAGUUGCCUAAUUCAGUUAGCCAGAACUAAAGCACAGCACUGAGCUGGAGACGGGUAAUGUGGCUUGAGUAGGCCUGAGACAGAUUUGUGUAUUCCAGAUACCAAGGUUGGCUUUGCCAGUGAGCAGCCACUAGCGAAAUCCAGUUCUUUGGCAGUGUGUGUGUGUGUGUGUGUGUGUGUGUGUGUGUGUGUGUGCUGCCUGACCCCUUUCCUGUUUCCAGUUGAAAAGUGUGAAAGGAGGAGUCAAGUAAGCAGGAUGAAUGAAUGAAUGGAAAACCCUGACUCUACUUGCUUGCUCCUUUGUGCGUCACCGUUUCCCUUCCCUCUUCUCUCCUUGUUAGCCUAUUUAGUGGAAAGUAUACUAUAGCCUGCCAUUUUUCUCCAGGCUUUCAGGCUAUCCUGAAGAAGUAAUGGAGCAUUUGGAGCCUGUUGCUAGGCAACGAGCCCCGAUUCUCCCCCCUCCCCAGAGAGGAAGGACACCCUCCACACUAGAGAGUGAAGAAAAAAGGCUUGGGUGUGGUCAUGGAGCCUUGAGGAGCCACACAGAAAGAAAAUUGAGACACUUUACCCACAGCUGCCACCUUCUCAUUGUGGCUCUGUAGCAAAACUAUUUUCUGACUGGGAUCCUAAUACUGUUAGGUGCCAAAUUUGGAUUACAAAUCAAUGACAUUUAGAUGCCUUUUUGAAGGCAAUUAUUCCAGCAGGUCUUUGGCCUGCUUGCCUUAUGAUUUUAUCAUCUCCCAUGAUGGUAGCUGAUCUGAAACUAUGCAAAUGAGCCAGGCCAGGCGUUUACAUUUUUGCUCCGCUGAAACACCCUGCUGGCAGAGCUGUUAUUGGAUCAACACACCGAGAGAAGUGCAAGUAAACCUAGCUAGGCAGCAGAAACCUGUCAGCACUGCUUCUGGCCAGGACAGCAGAGAAGGGGCAAGAGUUUUCAGGGUCUAUUGUUUCCAUGUACUUUUAUUACUUAUUUACACAGGGAGACUGGGUAAUUUUCCAUGUCACUAUAAAGCAGCAUUUGGCAUUCAGAUGCCUUUCUGCCUGGUCAUUCUUGAUUUGUUUCCUUAUCAAGUGGCACGUUCCUUUUGCAAACCCAUUUUAAAAAUUGCUGGGGAAAGAUGUCGGCGAAAGCCAAGGGUUAUGGGACAACUGGCAAUCAACAUAAAUCUUCAGAAGGAAGGCUAAAAUGAACUCUUGACCUUGGGGUUCCAUUUAUUUAUCGGAGUCCCAUUUAUUUAUUACAUUCUGCCUUUCAUUCAGAGAUCUCGGUAUAUUUUAUUCUAGCUUCAAAAUGACCUUUCUGAGGGAUACUGAUUGGCUCAAAGUCUUGUUUUGCCCAUUGUAAAAACAAAAACAUGAUAACUAAGGCAGGCAAGAAGAUUUGGUCUUGUGCACUUCUGGGAUUUUUCUUUUCUUUUCAAACAAGAUGUUCAUGCACAGGUACAGAAAUACCUGUGGUCUUGACCAGAACAGAAAAAAGUACUAGAGGAUAGGGGAGGCAUAGCCAGGAUUUAAGUUUUUACAGGGGCAGGACUUUUGGGGGGGGGGGGGAGAGGACUGACCUACCGUAUUUUUUGCUCUAUAAGACGCACCGGACCACAAGACGCACCUAGUUUUUGGAGGAGGAAAACAAGAAAAAGAAUAUCCUGAAUCUCAGAAGCCAGAACAGCAAGAGGGAUCGCUGCGCAGUGAAAGCAGCAAUCCCUCUUGCUGUUCUGGCUUCUGGGAUAGCUGCGCAGCCUGCAUUCACUCCAUAAGACGCUCAUACAUUUCCCCUUACUUUUUAGGAGGGAAAAAGUGAGUCUUAUAGAGCAAAAAAUACGGUAUCUGUGACUUGAUUGGUCAGUUAAAUAUUUUUAUUUAUUUACUUGAUGGGGGGGGGAGCUGCCUCCUCAGCCCUGGCUAGGCCCAUGGCUGAGGGAUGGACAAAUACAGCUCAGGUGAUGAUGUCGGGGGCUGGACUGAGGCAGAAUGAUGGGGGCCAUCCCCCUCUUCUCCUGAACCUUUCCUAGAACAGGAGGACAGUAUAGAUUUAGAACAGGGGUUUGCAGAAGGGCAUAGUUCAGAGGCUGCAGUGGGGAGAAGCUGGGAAAUAUUGGGAGAGGAACAGCAGGAAGAAGCACCAGGGAAGAGACAGCGGACAGACUCAGUGUCUUUGGAAAGCAUGCCUGACCCCCCCCCCUCCCAGGACCAGGCGAGCAUUGAGGGUAGUAGAACAGAAAGCUCAGAGGCAGAAAGCUCAGAUUAGCCGACACAGGGGUGACGUAGAAUAGUAGAGACCUAGCGGGGUGGGACUUGGAGCAACGCUAUUAUCUAGGAGAGAUUGCAAUCCUACGUCUCUCUCUGUGAAUAUGGAAUAAAUUACUUGAUAAGAACUUUCUAUUGUUUAUCUGCUUCUUGGCCCCACUGUGGGAGGGAUCGGAUUCUCCGAAGCCUGAGAGGUACAGUACAAUCUGUCACACUGCACCCACUGGUGUGGAUGGCAAGUAGUGAAUAUUCAUAACGGGUGGGGUGGGGACAGGAACAGGAAGGUGUGGGAGCCAACAUGCCAAACAGCAGAGAAAAAUCAAAAUCUUUACGACCUGUUUGCAGUAUAAGGUGCCACCUAGGACCUCUGAUAGAGCACAGGUUACAAAUACAGUGGUACCUCUGGUUACGUACUUAAUUCAUUCCAGAGAUCCGUUCUUAACCUGAAGCACCACUUUAGCUAAUGGGGCCUCCCGCAGCUGCCGCACCACCAGAGCACGAUUUCUGUUCUCAUCCUGAAGCAAAGUUCUUAACCCGAGGUACUGUUUCUGGGUUAGCAGAGUCUGUAACCUGAAGCAUAUGUAACCUGAGGUACCACUGUAACUCAAACUCAAGCCCCAGCUGUGCUUUUUUUAUCAUGAUCCUGCACUGAUGGGACAAGUCAGGCCUUGUAUAGUUCUGUGUGCAACUCUACCUACUAUGAAAAGGAGCUGAAGAAUUGGCUACUUGGAGCCAUCUGAGGAUAUGGACCUGGUGACUGUAAAAACAUUUGCUUUGAGCAUCCUGCUGUAAGUUUUUUUUAAAAUAAUGUAUUAUUUUUUUAUAACUUAUUUGACUUAUCUUAAAGGCUUCUCUCCUUGCCUUUAGUGUAAUAAAGAAAAUUGCCCAGUAUAUUGGAGAGGUUAUGGAAGACUCAAAAGACAAAGUCCAGGAAAACCUGUUGGCAAAUGGAGGUAGGUCCUGCAAAGUAUAUAGAUGUGGGGGGUUUUGUUUUUUGUUUAAUUGCUGCCGCUUUUCAUCCAGUUUCCAAUGGAAAAAGCUGGACUUAAUACAUCCAUAUGCUUACGAGUUGGGUUGCUACUCCAGUUUUAGAAAAGAACCCUUUCAAAUAGUCAGCAGCCUCUGUUUCUACCGGCAUCAGGGAACAUCAUUUUUGCUCUUUGGUGAGAUGUAGGUGGCGUGGUUUGGUUUUCUUCCUCCUCUGGUUGCUUGACAAAGGGAUCUUGUGACUAUUCCAUCAUGAGUUCAGAUUUUCAGAGGUGACUAUUACUCACUUCCUCCCAUCAUCUACUUCUUGCUAAUAGCAUGGAGAAAUAUGCCAUAAUCACUCUGCAUCAGAAGUGGGGGGAACCUCUAAUCCACAGGCCAGCCAAGGCCUACCACUGGUCCCAUUUUGGUCCAUGAGGCCAUUUUCUCUCUCAAAAUCACAGCCACUCAGCAAUCAGCUGAUAUCACACUGAUGGGUGGGUGACAUGAGCUGUUGGCCCGUGGGCUCAUUUCUGUGUUGGCUGUACAUGCCAGUGCCCUGCAGGAAAAGGGGCACAUGCAGCCAGUGCAGCAGGAUUUAACCCACAGCUCACGAGUUCAGGGUUGAAUCCUGCUCAGUUUGACAGAAUCCGUUGCUCAUCCCUUACUCAUCAGAAAGGGGUUUGGGUUGAAUGUUUUUACCCCCACUUCAGAACUUCGAAGUGACAGAUCUCCUGACAUAAUUGCGCUGUCAGGUGAUUGCCCUCUCUUCAGACUUGGCCCAUGAGACCAAUCCUGGGAAGGAUCUGGUCUAUGUAGCCCAGUAGAGCAGGGGUGGGGAACCGAUGUGCUUUUAUUGUGCUGUAUUAUAUUAGGUUAUAUCUGGCAACUGGCAGCAUUUGAGGCUUGGUGAGGAAAAUCGGCCUGGGUGUGCAAUAAACCCCGAAGAUGCAGUAUUGAGAGCCAUGCAAUCAGGUAGAAGAUCUGCAAGACUCAUAACCGGAAGUUAAUUGCAUCUAAUGCGAUUUUGGUUGGUGCUUGUGAGUGGAAGCCUUUGAUGCCUAAUCUAUUCAGUUUCCAUUUUAUUUCGCUUAAAACAUUAAAAGGUGCUAAGUUAAGGGGGGGAAAGGAAACAGGGUUGAAUUAUCUAGGCUUAAUAAUGCUUAAAGCAGACCUACCGAAAUAGUGGUGACUAACUUUAGUCGCAUUCAGCGCCAUUUUUAUAGAAAAAGGGGCACCGGAACUCACCGUGAACACCUUCCCCUUGUUCUCUUAGAAUGGCAAUGGUGCCCAGCUGAGAGGUGCCGGAACUGAGUUUCGGCUGAAAAAGAAGCCCUGGUUGCAUUGGUUUUAAUGGAUCUACUCUCAGCAUGAUGGGAAUUUAGAUCCAAGCCAAGAUCUUUAGUCUGUUAAUAGACAAUGGAUGGAGCAACCAGAUCUGUCUUCUGUAGUUUCCUUUCCCCACUGGCUAACCAGUUAUUCGGUGGGAACGGAAGAAGUACUAAUUCCAAAACACUUUCCCCCAUCCCAAACAAAAGCUGUUUCUAGGGAUCAGGACUGGUGUUGGCACCUGGCAUUCUUGGUCACACUGGUGUCUUGUCCCCCCUUAAUUUCCCCCCAUGGCCUGGCACCCUAAAACAGACUAGAUGGUUGGAUCAAAAGCACCUUUUAAUUUUCCUUGAUGACCCUGACCUAACACCCACUUGCCUUCCCACAUCACAGUAGGGGAAAUUAAGAGAGUGACUAGACCUGGUUGCCUGGUUUUGCUUAUAGCAUGACUACCAUAACCAGGUGAGCCUGCCAGGGACCAGUUUGUUCAGGGCUAGCUGAAACCUAGAGUUGCUCCCGAGUGGGAUUUCAACUUUUAAAGGCUAGAACAUAACCCCACUCUUUUGACAUCCCUCUUAUUGUAUGCAGUAGGCUUAAUUUUAAAUAUAACCUGUCUUUUUCAUGUUUAAUAAUCACAAUUACUAUAUUUCAGGAGCGAAGGCUAAACUGCAAUGUCUAAAGAGUAUGUUGAGCAUGGGUGAUUGUUGUGUUCUUGCAAGCAUGCGCUGGUGUGUUUAAUGAAAGAGUUGACUCCACAUCUGGUUGUAGGGGUACAGUGAUCAGGUUACGAUGGAUUUCUCUAGUAACAACCUCGUAGCUCGAUCACCAUCUCCCUAUGACUCAGAUAACAGCAGGUUUGACAACCUCCCCUUUCUUUUCACACUUUUCCUGGAUAUAUUUUUCUUUCUUUCCUUCUAACCACUUGCUGCAUGUAAAACAAGAGGAUGUAGGGACUAUUGGAUUGUGUGAAAACUUCCUAUGCAUGUCUGUUUUCAGGGGCGUUGUUAGGGUGGGGCCUGAGCCCCAGGACCUGGAUCUUCUAGCCCAUUAGUCUUCAACUUUUGCAAAUCUGGGACCCGCCUUUUACUCAAACAAUACGUUUCAGGGAACCCCCUCCCAACUUUUUAACCAUCUAUUUGUAUGGUGGCAGUACUGCUGUUGGGACCCACCUUAGAUCACGCCACAACCUGGUAGUGGAUCCUAACUCACCAGCUGAAGACCCAAUUCCUAGCCUUUCCUGUUCCUGUCCCCCUCCCCUUGCUUCGCUUACAAAGUGGGUGUGAAGCAAAGCACGGGGCAAAUGAGACUCUAGCUGCCACCAUCUUAAUUGCCCCAGAGGCAAAUUAAGCAUUGUCAGAAAGAGUCAGAGUUGGGUUUCCUGCCCCACCUGGAAGUGGGAUAAAUUUGCAUUGCUGCAUGAAAAUUAGCAUAUGCAAAUUUAUGCCAUAGGCCAAGUCUUUUAGAUUCCUAGCAACGCCUCUGUUUGUACUCGUUGGUCCUGUGCUUAAGACUUCAAAUGUUUAUCCUCCCAAGACUAUUUUGUCUUAGCCCGAUUUUUUCCGCUCAAUAGACUAGUUUAUUAGGCAGUCACCACUAACUGGGGGCCAAAGUAGGCAUGGCAGUGGCUGCAAGAAAUGGCUGUGGUGUGUGGGUGUGUGCACACCUUAUCCCCGCCCUGGGUAGCCUAGAGAGUAGAUGUCACAAAAUUUUGUGUCUUUUCCUUUUAUCGGCUACCAUUGGCCCAGGGCAGGCAAUGUGGGCCAUUGUCAUGUGACCUGGGGUAAGUUCAACCUGGUAUUACAAGGGGAAGAAGAAUUAAAUGCGCAGCUGUUGUUUUUGAUGGCAGCUACACAUUUAACAUCAUGCCUAGUUUGGCCUUGCAUUUGUGGCAAUAAAAUCCAGAUAGGAGCUUACCUGGUAGGAGUUUUGCUGUUGACUUUAAAGGGCUAUACCACAACUUUGCUCUCAGGGUGUGAGUCCAGGUUCUCUCCACCACUGAAUUGCCUCUUGUAUUCCUUUUACAUUUUUUAAAAAAAUCUCCCCUGUGCAUCAAAUUCAUUCCUUGCCUGCAAAAAUGGCCAAGGUUGUGUGCUAUAUUAUAGGUGCCAGCCAAUCAGCACCGUGCAGGGUGAGCAUCUCUGGUGAGCAUCGUGAGUGCACUUACAGAGCCUAACAAACCCUACUUCUUUUGUAUGGGCUGCUACUUGUUCUCUUAUGCUUGUAUUGGCUGUCUCACAUAUACUUUAUGGAACGGUGAUAAAGAUGGUACCUGCUGAUUCCAGGACAUUCUGCAUGCUCUUUCUGUGUGCAUGCUACACUUUCCAUACCCAUGAAACCUAAGACUGUAAGGUGACUCUUUCGAAGACGAGAGAAACUCUAGGGAAGGAAAUUCAGAUACUCCGAGGGGAACAAGUUUCACGUCAUGAAAGAGGAAGCUGCUGAAAAGUGCCGGCUCUGACUGUUAGAAAGAAACAGCAUUCUCGUGGCAGAAGCAUAGCAAAAAAACUAGACUUCCGUUAAGGAUGUGCUUUUUAAAAACAUCCUCUCCUAAGAUCAGCAGGCUUUAUAUCAGUUUUGCAUUACUUCACUAAGGUGCAAAUUUUAGUAAACGCGCAAGCCAAGCUCAGCAUCAGUGCAGGAUAUCCAGUUUAAAGUCUGACCCACAUUCAUGUUGAGUUGGGUGUAUGGGACGGGGGGCAGGGAAGAUGAGGAGAGUAUUACCGGUAGGCAUUCAAGCGAGUCAGAUAAAAAUUAAAAAGCUGAACAGCAAUAGACUAUUCCCCAUCCCCAAGCACUAAACAUAAGUCACAACCAAUAGGUGACCAUUGGAAGUUUUUCACACCAGAGCCCCAUCACAUGCCCAUUUUUUUCCAGAUGCAGUCUAGAUUGUUUUUGGGCGAAGGCUAAACAUUUUGACAGCAAACAGGAGUGUAAAAAAAAGCAGUAAAAAUAAAGCAUCGGAGAGGUUUCCCAUCACACAUUAUUAGUGCAGUUAGAUGAUCAAAACCUGCUUUCCAGUGUACUCUCCCAUCACAAAAACCCACAAUUGCACAAAAAAUAGAAAAUUGCUUGACAGAUUAUGUUUCAAGGACUUAAUCUCAAAGCAAAGUUUCAAAGGAUUAAUGAACAGAGGAGUUGUUAUAUUUUGCUGGGGGGAGGGAAAACACCCCUCAAUAUCCACAUAUUUUACUUUUCAAACCAAGUAAGGUUUGAAACAAAAGACCAUUCACACACUUGUCAAUUGCCUGAAUGGUGGUCACGUUUAGUUUGGCCCGUAGGCAAGUCUCUUUCGGGAGGGAGUUCCAAAACUCUAGGUGCCACAACUGAAAAGUCCCUACUUCAAGCCUUUGCUGAUGGUACCCAUUUAGGAUACAAUCCAUGCCAUCACAAAGUCAGCAGCAAAACUCCUAUAUAGUUAAGGUUUAAAGACUUAAGCUCCCUUGGAUUGGAAACCAUCUGUGAUGAGAACACUGCCUUUAGCAGCUGAGGCAGGUAUUACAGGAUAGUUCUUCUGAGCAUUGCUUUUUUAAUUCAUGCAGAACUUUUAUUUGAAUAGCUAAUCUACACACCGUGUCUGAAAAUGAUCAAGUGAGUUGAAGAUGGAUUUUAAAACCAUCCACUUUUAUAUGGUGCCUAAUAGCAUUGAAAAUAUGGAAAUGAUAGCAAAAGCCAGGUGUCAGAUGGAAACUGUUAAUAUUAGAUCAGCCCCUGAAUGGAGAACAAUGCAUCCUGGUGGUUCUUCUUCUUCUUCUCAACUCAUUGGAGUUACUCAUAUCUUUUCAGUUGACUUGAUCAGUUAUCUGACGAGGUUUGAGUGGGACAUGGCUAAGUAUCCUAUAAAACAGCCACUGAAGAACAUUUCAGAAGCAUUAGCAAAGGUAAUAUGAUCUCUUUUGGAAAAGCACCCUCACAAAAGCUAGUUUUCAGGACUUACAAUAGAUAUGAUUAUUUUCUUAUUGGAAGCAGUGAGAGUUUUGUGGAUUAUUUCUGCAGAAACAAAUCUGGGCAACAUAUACCGGUAUAUAUAUAUAUAUAUAUAUAUAUGGGCUAUGAGUUUGAUAUUAAAGCAGGUUUUCAUACUGUAUACAGCACAAAAGCCAAAGCAAUGGCUUUUUCACACUGGCAAAUUGCAGGAAUCAAAUAAUCUUUCCCCUGCAUAUGUUUUCUUCCUGAGAGGAGAGAGGGAUACUUCCUUCUUAAGACAUACAUUUGGACCUAAGAAAUCUCAUAAAAUCAUGAGUAUGUUUUGGGUCUAGGUGGUAGUUUUAAACAAAUAGCUGUUUUAUUCUGUCAUUUGUAAAAUUAAUAAUUAAUAAUUAUCUGCUCCAUAAAGUUUUGAGAAUGACUGAAAUACUGUUUGAAACACACUUGCCAAGGUGCUGUGUGUGCUGAAAGCUUGAUGGUGGAAUCUAGCCAUAUUGGUGAAUUUAGCAAUAAAAUCCACAUUUUGUUGUAGUAUUUUGCAUUUGUGGUAUGUAAAACUGUUAACAUAUGCAGAGUCAGUUUUGCUCAGUUGGAUUUCUCUCCCUCCUUUUAUAUUUAGCAAAUUACACAAAUAGAAACAGACAUGAAAAACCGAGCAGCUGUGUACAACAACAUCAAAGGAAAUCUUCAGAAUCUGGAAAGGAAAACUGUGUAUGUAUAGCAUUUACAUAUAUAUACUUAUAUAUGUAUAGUGUGUGUGCGUGCGUGCGUGUGUAUGUAUGUAUGUAUGAAUGCAUGCGUGCGUGCACUGCAUCUAAAUAUGUAUUGGGCAAUAUUUACUUGCCAUGAUGAUGCCCCAACAUGUCAGUGGAUUUAGCUGUACUAGAACAUAGCCUUACAGACAGGCAAUGUGGCUCUGACAGUGGGUGUGGAGAUCACACAGGGUCCCCAGACGUUUAACGGUCUAUUGAUCCCUGUGCCGCCACUGUGCUCGUUUCCCCGCUGCCACCAACCAGUUACUCUCUUGGUAAAACACUGAGUCCAGACAGUUGUUAAAAGUGAACCAAAAAACCCCCAAGUUUAUUUUACCAACGUUAACAAGUUUAUGGUUUCUCCGAUAAUAUUCCUGUCAGUACCUUAACUUUAAUUUCUUUACCAGCCUAUACCUUCCUAAUACCUUCUGACUGAUUAUCUCAACUGUUUGACUGACUUCUCUUAACAAAUUCUCUCACUCUCUCACACCAGACUAGCCCAACCCACAGACUUGACUUAUUUGUCUCUUCUAACUCCAGACUGUCUUCUCAACCACCCUAACUCUAACUCUCUCCAAAAAACCCUCUGUGCUUAAACCUUAAACACAGUUAACUCUGCCCCCUGGGUUCCUGUUGGUUAGUCAUUUUACAAUUAGUUAACCCUUUCCUUAUGAACCCAGUAUGAUAUCACACACCUAGGAGGGCAAACGCCACAGUGGGAAAGCAGGAUACAAAUUGGAUAGAUAAUACAAAACCAUCUAGACUCAGGUUAAAUACAGUGGUGCCUCGCAAGACGAAAAGAAUCCGUUCUGUGAGUCUCUUCGUCUAGCGGUUUUUUCGUCUUGCGAAGCAAGCCCAUUGACGGAUUAGCGGAUUAGCGCUAUUAGCGGCUUUUAGCGGCUUUUCAGCUUAUCGGAUAAGCAGAUAAGCGGCUUAGCGGCUUAGAAAAAGGGGGGGGGGAAGGCAAAAAAAACCGCAGGAACUUGCAAGACAUUUUCGUCUUGCGAAGCAAGCCCAUAGGAGCUUCGUUUUGCGAAGCACCUCCAAAACGGAAAACUCUUUCGUCUAGCGAGUUUUCCAUCUUGCGAGGCAUUCGUCUUGCGGGGCACCACUGUACAUUUCAAGGAAUGGUGAACAGCAAGAGUAAAUGCAAGCUUUGGGGAAGUUGAAGGGAGCCCAAUUUUUUCCAAACCCACAGAGCAACCAUAAUUUGAUCUUAAGUUGUGGGGAGGCAUGGGGGCACAGUGUGUUCUGAAGUCAGGAAAACAUUUCCUUCCCCAAAACUCAAACCAGUGGCUCCUUUUCUAGUUCUGAUACAACGAACACCACUGUCACUAGUAAACAUUUGUAAAGAAUGAGCAGUAAAUGCACACAUCUCAUCAUUUUUGGCUUUUGUAUUUUCUCUUAGGGGAAAUCUUUUGACACGUACGCUAACGGAUAUCGUGAACAAAGAAGACUUUGUGUUGAAUUCAGAGUAUCUCAUCACUCUCCUUGUUGUAGUUCCCAAGUAAGAUAAAUUAAGUCCAUCCGCAGCAGGCUCAGUGUCAUCACACUUAGCAUGUUUAUAGAGAAAUUAAAGUACAUACGAUAUUGCAUUAUCUCAGCAACCCUCGCAGGGAAGGCCACUAUGAAUGCCAUCCUCAUUUUGCAGAUAUGAAGUUGAGAGAAAGUAGAAACUAGCCACCUGGAGAGUUCAUGACAAAGACAUGUUUGAACCAGGAUUGUAUGGUUCACUGCUCAGUCUCAUAGCCACUGCCCUGAACUAAUUCACGUAAGCAUUUUGGAUUUAAAAUGUGAAUGCAGUGAGAGAGAGAGACCCUGAGCAGAUGGAAACCAGGAUUUGUUUGUUUCAAUGUUUUAAUUCUUGAAGAUAAAAGGUGGUUGUAGAAUUUAAACUCAAAGCAGCAAACAUACAGUGCUCCCACAUGCGUGUAAAACGGUGAAGGUGUUGCUAAAAAAUGAGAAAUAGAACUGGGUGUUGUCAGUAUAUCAGCCCGUAUUUCCAAACACCUUUACUCAACGGUUUCAUGUAGGUGUUGAAAAGCGGUGGGUGAUGGGUGGGCAGAUAUCAAUUGGGAAAAGCCCAUGGAUGUCACAAGGUCUAUUAAAUUUGGUAUCGCUCAGGCUAAAGGGGCACCUGUGCGAAUGGCGAUGCCCCAUCUCCUAAGACAAUAAAUGUUGGGGUUUCUAACAGCUCUUGAGACCAACUCCUGUCAGCUUAGGCAGAGAUACUGUUUAGGCAGUGGGGUGGACAGCACACCUGCAGAAUCCCUAUACAAAAUGAUACGACCUCUGGACCCUGGAAAAGGAGACGGAAUUGUGAUGGACUGUGGCAACCCUCCCUUCCUGCUUUUUCCUGCUUAUGGCAAGAGUUAGACCUCACUAUCCUGAUCCUCCCUGGUUUUGGAGAUGUAAGCCAGGCCAGCGUGUUGACUCCGGGUCUAACCCCAGAUGCUAGCUGGUUUCCCAUUCAUCAGUCUUGCAUGAAAGUGUUAACACUCAAUGAAUUCCAAGCAUGCUAACCAUAAGGACCCUGUCUUGAAUUUGGACCCAAUAUAUAAUACUAGGUAAGAUACGUAAGGCUUGAGGUUCCAAUGUUGUUACUAUGAGCAAGGCAGCCAGUCAUACAAUUUUGUACUAAAAGUCACUUUUUCGUUCAUACAGAUGCUACCGUAUAAAAUUUAAUCUUCCUCGUUUCAGAUCAAGCUAUGUACAAUGGCAAAAAACGUAUGAAUCUCUCUCUGAUAUGGUGGUUCCUCGCUCUACGAAGUAAGUGAGAUUUCUGGCUCAUUUCUCUGGUCAGUUUUAUCUUAAGCCUUCUCCUCAUACUAUAGAUUCUGACGUAUAAGACAACUUUUUAACCCCGGAAAAUCCUCUAAAAAGUCAGGGGUCGUCUUAUAUGCCGAGUAUGGGUUCGCUGGGCAGUGGCAGUGGGCAACGGGCUCUGCGCUGGGAGGAAGCGAUGCUAAGCCGGUUUUGCUGGGCAGCUUCCUCCUGGCACGGAGCAGAGCACACUCUGGUCUUGGGAGGGUACUUCCCUGGCACAAACAAAAGAAAAAUAGUGAGGGGUUUGUAGAUGAGUGACUGUCUUUGGAUUUUUCUGGUGGGUGUGUUAUUUCUUGUACAUAUCCCUUCUCCUGUGAGACGCGGGUUGCGCUGUGGGUUUAACCACAGAGCCUAGGGCUUGCCGAUUGGAAGGUUGGCGGUUCGAAUCCCUGCGACGGGGUGAGCUCCCAUUCCUCGGUCCCUGUUCCUGCCAACCUAGCAGUUCGAAAGCACAUCAAAGUGCAAGUAGAUAAAUAGGUACCGCUCCAGCGGGAAGGUAAAUGGCAUUUCUGUGCGCUGCUCUGGUUCGCCAGAAGCGGCUUAGUCAUGCUGGCCACAUGACCCAGAAGCUGUACGCCUGCUCCCUUGGCCAAUAAAGCGAGAUGAGUGCUGCAACCCCAGUGUCGGCCACGACUGGACCUAAUGGUCAGGGGGCCCUUUACCUUUUUAUCCCUUCUCCUAUAGGCUCUAGGAAACCAGUCAGUAGGAGCCCAUCCCCUACUUGUUUUUUUUAUCCUGAUUUGCUUGUGCUGUGUUUUCACACCUUCUCAUUAAGCAAAUUAAUUCACUUCUCCCACUUGGUUCAAUGCAUUUCUGCAUCACUUUCCAAGCCACAAAAGUCUGCUGGUGCUUGCUUACUUCCUUGUUUGUUUUUUUUGAAGUGGGUUUGUUGCACUAGGGUGGCAGUUUUCUUUAAUCCACUUUAAAUAGCCAAACCUAAAGUUCUGGUAUACUCUAAUCCCUCUGCAAAAUACACGGGCUGGAGGCACCCUCAGUUCGCUCGUGAAGAUAAGGCUGGAAUUAGGUGGCAUCAGGGCAUUGUGCUAUCGCCUCCUCCAAGGCCUUUGACAGCUGCUUGUUUUUCUCUUAUUAGUGUCCCUUGCUCUAGUGAUGCUUUGCUUAAUGUGAUACAUGUCUGUUUAGUAUGCUCCUGAUCUCAGGAAGAAUGAAAGUUGAAAUAGACAUAUAAAUAACAUAAAAUGCCUGUAGUGUGCCCUAAUUAAGAGCCAGCUCUGCUCAUAAUAAGAUAUUUUUGUUGUUAUUGGCUCUUCUGGGUGCCGAGUGUAAAAUGGCAGAAUAAUUUUUUCAACAAAGAAAUGAACGUUUUCUUUUUUGCACAGGAUGAUUACUGAAGAUGCAGAGGGAGGACUCUUCACAGUAACACUGUUCCGAAAAGUGAUUGAUGACUUUAAAGCCAAAGCAAGAGAGAACAAGUACUGACAACUUUUCAUUCGUAAUGCUUAGCCUUAUUGGACAGAAGCUAGGAACAUGCAUGCUUAAUAAUUACCGUAUUUUUCGCCCCAUAGGACGCACUUUUUCCCCUCCAAAAAUGAAGGGGAAAUGUGUGUGCGUCCUAUGGGGCGAAUGCAGGCUUUCGCUGAAGCCUGGAGAGCGAGAGGCAUCGGUGCGCACCGACCCCUCUCACUCUCCAGGCUUCAGAAAGCUAUCCGCAAGCCUUGCAAGCCCGGCGGGAGUUCCCGCGGGCUCACAAGGCUUGUGGGCGGCAGCCUGCAGCCCGAAGCAUGGGGAGCCCUCCGGAGGGCGCCCCGUGCUUCGGGCGGGUGUCCGCAAGCCUCGCACGCCCUGCGAGAGGUCCCGCCGGGCGCGCGAGGCUUGGGGCGGCAGCCUGCAGCCCGAAGCACGGGGAGCCCUCCGGAGGGCGCCCCGUGCUUCGGGCAGGUGUGCGCAAGGCUUGGGGCGGCAUCUCCCCCCCCCCAAAAAACGAGGUGCUUCCUAUGGGCCGGUGCGCCCUAUAGGACGAAAAAUACGGUACAUGAGUCCUUCUGAAUUCUUUGCUUAACUAGUUUCAAAUCUGUUUAAUUGCUUUUUCAUAAAUGAUAUUAAUUGUAUGUAGGCACAAAUAAUGGUUGGGGGUAGAAAGGAGAAAAACCUAACUCAUUCUAACCAAGUAUAUUUGUAUUGCAUAAUUAGGAAGUUUGUAACAAAUGUGUUUAGGCUAACACAUGAAAGUGUAUUAAAAUGCUAUAGCUCGCAAUCAAGGAACAUUAGGAGCUGUAGCUCUGCAAGGGGGUAAAGAUGUUGAUCAAAAAUUUUUCAGCAUUUACACAGAUUUACGGAAUUCUGGAAAGGCAAGAAAACAUGGAGUAAAACUGUUUCUAUGUCGCUUCCAAGUACGGUAGAAUCAAUGUGUCCUAUGGCAAUUUACCUGCCAAAUUUUGUAUGAGACUGUACAAUCAGUGACUCCAUUCUAAGUUCUAAGGAACCAAUGGGAAAAAAUCAGCUGCACCUAUCCAGGGUCUUGUUUUGUUAAAAGUACUUUUCGCCCCACUCUUUUGAGCCAAAAAUGGCUUCCAGAGCGUGCUACAAUUAAUUAGAACACAUUCCCCAUCUAAAAAAAACAGGCCACUAAAGGAAAAUCACUUGGAAAGGCAGGGAGGAGGCAGGUUGCUCCUCCUUUGGUUAGAACUAUCAUGCUGUCCUUCCUGAAAGCAGGGGUCAGUUGCCUUUGGUCCCCCUGAUGGCAGAGGCCACUGUGCAUUACAUUUAUUCAUUUCAGUUCUAGUUAUAAUGCAAUCCUAUGUGUGCCUACUCAGAAUUAAGUCCCACUGUGUUCAGUGGAGUGUGCUCUCUAGUGAGGUGUGUUAUAGAAUUGUACCUAAAGGGUGCAAUUAGAACCCCACGUACCUGGCUGUAAGCCCCACUGAAUUCAAGGCAAGUUAUUUCUGAGCACACAUGGUUAGGAAUUUAGUAGAGUGUGACCACUCUCUCUCAACAAACCUCACAGAGCUGUUGUGAAGUUAAAGCCAUGCUGAGUUUUCUGAAGAAGUCAGUUUCCCCUCUUCUGAUGCAUCCUUGUGGGUGUACAGACCCAUUAGAGCAGAGAAAGAAAUGCAUGCUAAUUGCAAGAGCUCCUGGAAAGCUUUUGUGAUAGGUCUGACGUGACUUGCCUGCUUAAGAGGACCUGCUGCGCCAACAUGGCUCGGCAUAGCUUUUUAAUUCGUAAUAUUUGACAUGUUGCACAGCUUAAAAACGCAGGCAAGGCAGGCAAACAGAAUGCAGAGGUUUCAAUAAGACAGAGCCUUCUGAAUCUCAAUCUAUUCUCAUUUGCUAUUUGCUUCAAGGUUCAUGGUGCGGGAAUUUUAUUACGAUGAGAAAGAGCUGAAAUGCGAAAAGGAAGAAAUGAGGAAGUUGGCUUCUGAUAAGAAGCAACAGUAUGUGAGUACACAAAUUAAGUUCAUACCCCUGUCUUUUCUCUUAAGUAUUGGUUUCUAGGUCGUAGGUUAGAGAUACAAUGAUUGAAGAGACCUUCCUAUAUUACCCAAGGAUGACAACUCUCAUGCCAAUUGAAUACCCCAAGUGUAUGGUGGUGGUAUUUUCAGUGAAAGAAUUGUGCAGUUAACUGGAUGUCUUUCCACAAUAUAAUGAUUUUGACAGCACAUUUCCCACAACUCUCUGAGCUGUGUUCUGGUUCCCUCCUUUUCCUUCACUAGUUCAUCAGUUACUGUCUUAAGCACUGUGUGUGAUGUUGGUUCCACAAGCAUCACACCUACUUGUUGGUAGUUCCUGUGAAUUCACUGGUGAUAGAUGACACAGUUCCUCCCACCCAUCAUGACUAUGCUGGAGCUGAGCUAAAAUUUCUCAGUUUUUUGUUGUUGUUGAGAAAAUGUGAAAUUUUGGGUAAAAUGAGAACCUAUGCUACUGCUAAUCCUGGGCAGAUAUUUCCUCAGGAGAAAUUUGGUGAAAUGAUUCUUCCCUCUGCUCACAAAUAGGCUGAAUAAUAUUGAGAGGCCAUUUCAUUCCCUUUGGUUGUUGCUGAAAGGCUUCCUAACAUUCAAGCAUAGGAGCACUUAUUUAAUUUAAAGCAGGAGCAAGACAGCGCCUCCAUCAUUAUAUUCAGUUGAUUCAAGGCAGGGGUACUUCUCCUUCCUAGAAGUGGAACAAAUACCUCCAAGUGAAGCCCUGCUCUUGCAACAAUACAUGGAAAAGGUUGCUAGCAUUCAGAAGCCGUCCAAUAUAUGUUUAGGCCUUAGGCCAGGGCCCUAAGAAAUUUGUGGCCCUGCAGUAGUUAAGAUGCCAACUCUCAUGCCAGUGGACAGGAAUGAUGGGAGCUUCUAGUUCAACACGUAAAGGCCACAGCCUCCCCACACAUUUUAGGAAGCAAAUCCAUAACCCCCCCCAAUCAUGAUAAACUAAAUUCAUGACAAAUUGCUACCAUUUAAUGGUAUUUCACGUUCUUCCAUUUUACCUGACCUAGUUAUAGAACAAGAGCAUUUGCAGGGACGAGAGGACUGUCCCCUAUUAGGUAUAUCAAUAUAUUGCAUAAAGAACUACAAUUUCUACACAGUAAUGUGGUGACUUAAGCCAUACAGAUCCCCAGAGCAGAGUUAGGUGGGUGUCUUAAAAAUAUUACAGUGUGUCUCUAAACAAAUCUAAGUACGGUGUGCCGCUUUUGUUUUUCCUCUCAAAGGGUCCACUACUACGUUGGUUAAAGGUGAACUUCAGUGAAUCAUUUGUGGCCUGGAUUCACAUAAAGGCUCUUAGAGUUUUCUCAGAAUCUGUCCUCAGGUAGGUUGCACUCGAAAACUUUCUGCAUUGAAACAGGUAGCACUCUCAGGGACUCCACCCAUAACACAAAAAGGACCACGCAUACAAAACUAGAAACAGGUAGCUUGUUCCAUAAUCAGUAAUAAUAUUAUUAUUUUUAUUUAUACCCUGCCCAUCUGGCCGGGUUGCUCCAGCCAGUAAAAAAGUCAACAGAAAUAGUGGAAGUAGACCAGAUUUGUGGCAUCUCUUUAUUAUUAUUAUUAUUAUUAUUAUUAUUAUUAUUGUUAUUAUUAUUAAAGCCUUCAGAUGCCAUUGGCUGAAGCCAAGUGAAAACCAGUGGCUCUGGGGAGCCAAGACAGACUUAAGGAACAAAGAGGGAAUUGAACACUCAGUCAUUUUAUGGAAAUAUUAACUCCUCGUUUUCCCCCAGGCUUUUAAUUUGGAAAGGGUCCCGUCCCCCAUUUAUUACUGAUACACCACAACUGAUAACCAUAAACCCUUACUGAUCUACUGGUGGAUCACUGCAUGAUUUGCAGUUAACUACCUUCCCCCACUUUUCAAAAUAGUUGUAUCAAGUUAUCUGCUUGACAGUUUACCACAUUUCUUUCCAUUUAUAAAGGUAUGGCCUACCAGUGAAUUUCCAAGCAAUGCUAAUUCAGCCCAACAAGAAGUCCACAAAGAGACUGAGAGACGUCCUUAAUGCAGUCUUCAAACAUCUGGAUGAAGUAGCAGCAGCCAGCAUAAUGGAUGUAAGUGUCUACUGAAUGAAAAGUGCCAUUUCUGCUCUGUGAGCGAAUCACAAAAACGGGGUGGGGUGGGGGGGUGGACUAGAUGACCCUUAGGAUCCCUUCCAACUUGCAGUAUAAUCUUAUUCUCACCUAACCCCUAAUGUACCUACCUGGGCAGCUUGGCACUAGUUACAUUGUUGAAUCUUUCUCCCCAGACUUCUAUGGACAUUCCUGGCUUGCAACUAGGCAAUCAAGACUACUAUCCUUAUGUCUAUUUCAAGAUUGACCUCAGUAUUCUUGAGUGCAGCUAA